Hordeum vulgare subsp. vulgare (domesticated barley) is the source of this 1043-nucleotide messenger RNA. Its product is annotated as universal stress protein PHOS32-like. The record is from RefSeq and is a predicted model, not a curated record. Lineage: Eukaryota; Viridiplantae; Streptophyta; Magnoliopsida; Poales; Poaceae. Bases 174 to 656 code for a protein of 160 amino acids. The transcript is spliced from 4 exons.
AUCGGCUCAGCCUAUGUUUCCCCCCUCUUUCGUUUAGUAUUUCGACUAAUAACACUAGUUCUUGUUGUUAUCUAUUUAAGGACCUGACCGCAGCUGAAACCUCAUUGCCAUUGUUAGACAGACCGGUCUGGAAAUCGAAAACCUGUUUGUGUUCAUCUGAGCUUUGCAGGGACAUGGGUGGGAGGAAUGUUGGAGUUGCUGUGGACUUCUCCUCCUGCAGCAAAGCGGCUCUGCGAUGGGCAUCAACCAACCUUACCAGGAGGGGUGAUCAACUCGUGCUUAUCCAUGUCAACAACUCCUACCAGAAUGAGCAAGGAGCGAUGCAUCUCUGGGAACAGAGUGGUUCACCGCUCAUCCCUCUGGUAGAGUUCUCGGACCCCCAUGUCACCAAGAAGUACGGCCUGUCACCGGACAAGGAGACGCUGGAGAUCCUGGCCCAAGUGGCGCAUCAGAGCGGGGUUGAGGUCUUUGUGAAGAUAUUCUAUGGCGACCCGACCAAGAAGCUGUGCGAGGCAGUUGAUCUGGUUCCUCUCGGCUGCCUGGUCAUCGGAAGCAGAGGUCUGAGCACGCUCAAGAGGGCUCUGAUGGGGAGCGUGAGCACCUACGUUGUGAACCACGCGGCCUGCCCGGUCACGGUCGUGAAGGAGAACAUGUAGCUGCAGCUUGCUACCGAUGUAUGAUGAUACAUACAAGAAGAUAAUACCGUCUGCAAGAACAGUAGUAGUAGCAAAGCAACGUGUAACCAGUAACAAUAACAUGACAAAAAAAGUGUGCUCGGACGGUGGUGUGUUAAGGGCCGAGUGUGCUUUGUACUUCGCUUCUAGUAACAGAUACUCCCUCCGUCCUAAAAUUCUUGUCUUAGAUUUGUCUAGAUAUGAAUAUCAAGUAUUUAGAUACAUUUAUUUCUAGAUAAACCUAAUACAAGAAUUUUAAGACGGAGAAAGUAUUAUAUUUUAUAGCAGUACCGUGGAAUUGGACUCUGAAAACUAUUUGGAAGUUAUGAUGAAAUUACAUGAAAUGUCCCUAAAAAGCUUGUGAUGAAA